UAUUUAUUUAUUUGUCGAUAUUUUAUUUUUGGACCUUUUCUUUUUCCUUUUCUACUUGUCCCGUCACUCCAAUUCAAGCCUCACAUUUCUCUCUGAUACAAAUGACUGCCACAACAGCCACUAUCCCCGUCCGGUCCGACCGUAUCUCAGCCGGUUCACCAUUCCCUAGACCACCACCGGUUCAUCAACUCAGAAAACCGAUCCUAACCGAACCUUGGCGUACUGCGCCUUUACAAAGACGGUGGAGGCACGCGUCAACGAGGAGAAGCGUAGUAGGUCCAGUUCACGCGAGUUCACGAGCUGAUGACUCAGCACCGUUUGAGAUGUCGGUAGAAAACGCGCUCAAGUUGUUAGGUGUAUCAGAAGGUGCUUCCUUCGAUGAUAUACUACGCGCCAAAAACUCUAUUGUUGCUUCUUGUAAAGAUGACCAAGAAACCAUUUCUCAGGUAGAGGCUGCAUAUGAUAUGUUACUUAUGCAGAGGCUAACCCAGCGGCGAGCAGGAAAAGUAGUGAACAGCAAUGUUCGUUAUGCUGAUGUAAAGCGUGUUCAGUCCCAGGUUAAUGGUUCAAUGCCUCAAUGGAUGCAAUCCACCAUGAAGAAUUCACCAGUUUCAAUUGAGUCACCUUCCACCAGUGAUUUGGGUUUACAAGCUGGAGUGUAUGGUGCACUGAUGGGUUUAACCUAUAUUAGUGGUUCUUCUAUGCCCCCUGCAGGUUAUGCCGGGGCCGAUGUUCCGGGACUUAUAUUGGCUGGUAGCUUUGGAGCUUCCCUGUACUUUAUGACAAAAAAGAAUGUUAAGUUAGGAAAGGCAACUGUUAUUACUAUAGGAGGGCUCAUAGCUGGCGCUGUUGUAGGUUCAGUUGUAGAGAACUGGUUGCAGGUAGAUAUUGUCCCAUUUCUAGGCAUACACUCUCCUGCUGCUGUUGUUAGUGAAGUUAUAAUUUUCUCUCAAUUCUUGGUUUCUCUGUACUUAAGGUAGACGGAAAAACAUGGUGCUCUUUAUAUUAAAAUGUUAAAUUUGUAAUUAUUCAUUUGCAUGAUCAUGUCCAAGGUUGACAGGGAAGGCUACUGUCAUAUAUAACCAUAUAGCUGCCUCUGUGGCAGUGUUUUCGGUAUAGAAUUGGUUGCAGUAGUAAAUAUCCCAUUUUUGGGCAAUAUGCUUCCCUGUUGAUGUUGUUAGUGAAAUCAUAAUUAUCGCUCCAUGCUAGUUUUCACUGUACUUAAGGUAGACAGCAAAACAUGUCAAUCUUGUAUCAAAAGCAAACAUGGCAAUCUUGUAUCAAAAGCUGAAACUUGUAAUUUUCCAUUUACAUGCAGCAUGGUCUCACCACGAGCAUUUUUAGGAUGUAAAAUUCAUCGCAUAUUGUACAAAAUAUUGAAUAAAAUGCAGUUGUUUAUCUGGGGAAA
Molecule: messenger RNA, 1408 nt
Organism: Trifolium pratense (red clover)
Lineage: Eukaryota; Viridiplantae; Streptophyta; Magnoliopsida; Fabales; Fabaceae
Product: protein CHAPERONE-LIKE PROTEIN OF POR1, chloroplastic
Exons: 3
Coding region: 102-980 (292 amino acids)
Cellular component (GO): chloroplast membrane
Source: RefSeq, a predicted model, not a curated record